Pelobates cultripes (western spadefoot toad) is the source of this 30836-nucleotide messenger RNA. The record is from the annotation of a GenBank genome assembly. Lineage: Eukaryota; Metazoa; Chordata; Amphibia; Anura; Pelobatidae.
AGCCAUCUUUACCCGCGAGCGCAUACCAAGGUGUUUGGUCGUCGAGUGCAUGGAACUCAAAUCAGACACUCGACGACGUGAACACCGCGGGGACUUCCAUCUCUCCGUAUAUUUCAUUGGGUUCGUAUCAAGCUCCCGAACAAGGGACACAGAUUGAGAGCAUGUAUGAACCGUUUCAUUCGUAUAUAUUUUGGGUGUUUCGUACCCCCUAAAGAGACCGACCGCACAGCCUAAUUUUAUGGAACUAUUCUGGGCAGGCGCCUCGUGUGCGGUCGGUCUAAACUAUACCCCGAUGGCAUUUUGUGGGAUCUGAGUGCUUUCGGGAUAUGUUGGGCGCUCAGAUCUAGGCUGUCCGGGGAUAUAGGACUUGAGGGGGUACCUGUUAUUAUUAUAUGCAUUUUGGGGUGUUAUUAAUGUGUAUGUCCUGGACCUCAUAGUUAAUGUCAUUAAGUUGUGUAUUUUGUCAUAGUCCCCUCUUAGGUCCAGUGGGGAAUGCCCCUGGAAUAUAUUAGAGUAAACCCCUUUCAUGGGGACCUGCAUAUGAGGUCAGUUGUGGCUGCCAAUAAAUCAAUUCCUGCUUACCCUCAACAUAGAGUCUCAUCUCAUGUUUGUAGGGAACAGCUAUACCGUGACUUUGAUUAUCGUGAUUGGGAUUAUUGUAGCAUCACUGUGAAUAGGGAGAAAGUACAACUCUGGCGGCGAAACGCCUGCCAAUGUCAAGGCAGACCUCCCUAGACAGGUCCUACUCUGGCCCAUGUGUUCCCUAUUAAGGGUUUAAUACGUAUAUAGGGGUGUAUAUAGAAAUAACCCUUUUUGUCUCAUUAGAGAUAUCUUUGCCAGAAGCUACAUAGUUACAUAGCUGAAAAGAGACUUGCGUCCAUCAAGUUCAGCCUUCCUCACAAAUGUUGUUGCUGUUGAUCCAAAAGAAGCCAAAAAACCUGGUCUGAAGCCCUUCCAAUUUUGCCACAAACUAGGAAAAAAUUCCUUCUUGACCCCAAAAUAGCAGUUAGAUGUCUCCUUGGAUCAAGCAGCUAUUACCCCACUAAUUAGAAAUUAUAUCCCUGUAUGUUAUGUUUUUGUAAGUAUUUAUCCAAUUUCAGUUUAAACAUCUGUAUGGACUCUGACAAAACCACCUCUUCAGGCAGAGAAUUCCAUAUCUUUAUUGUUCUUACUGUAAAAAAACCUUUUCUUUGCCUUAGAUGAAAUCUCCUUUCUUCCAGCCUAAAUGUGUGACCUCGUGUCCUAUGUAUAGCCCUGUUUAUGAAUAGAUUUCCAGAUAAAGAUUUGUACUGGCCCCGAAUAUAUUUGUAUAAAGUUAUCAUAUCCCCUCUCAGGCGCCGUUUUUCCAAACUAAACAGAUUUUAUUUUUUUAACCUUUCUUCAUAACUAAAAUGCUCCAUUCCUUUUAUCAAUUUUGUAGCUCAUCUCUGGACCCUCUCCAGUGCCAUGAUAUCCUUCUUUAGAACAGGUGCCCAAAAUUGCACAGCUCAAGGAAGCAAGGUGAAGGGUCAAAGUAGGACCCGUCUAGGGGGGUCUGCCUUGACGUUGGCAGGCGGGCAUUUCCUCCAGUGGCCAUUGGAGUAACUAAAUGACCUCCAUUUGUUUAAAUAUUCAUAGGGAUUAAGGAGAGAGCGCAGGUAUCUUUUUUAUUUGUUUUUUUACUACAUGUAUUGGAGCUGAUGUGUACUGUGGUCGUUGCUGCCGCCCAGGAGUGAUGGGAGUGAGCGCAGGACUUUUCUUUUUGUAUUCACUUUUUGUAUCACACAGCUAGGUUACAAUGCUGCCGCCCAGCCCAUGUGUUCCCUAUUAAGGGUUAAUAAGUAUAUAGGGGUGUAUAUAGAAAAAAUAAAAUAGUAUAUCACUUUAAAAAUAUUUAAUAGUAACAAUUGUAACAAUAGUAAAACAAAAGGGAAUCUCAGCCUGAUUCCUUGGCUGAGAUCAUCAGAAUUGACAAUCUCAACCAACCCAUUGCAUUGCAAUAGAAAUAUAUAUUUCUUAUAGCCCUUUUGUUUUACUAUUGUUACAAUUGUUACUAUUAAAUAUUUUUAAAGUGAUAUACUAUUUUAUUUUUAUUUUCAAUUUAUCUUCCUCAUCACCUCCUAGUCUACAUAUCCUUCAGUGGGGAUUAUACCACUACAAGCCUUAUAUACUAGAGCAAGUUGUCUGCUCUAGCAAAUGUGAGUACAAUUACUUUCAUUUUAUUCUCUCUACAUUUGGAAUCAGAGUUGCUACACCAUUGGAGUUUCUCUCUCUUUUUUCUACCCUAUGUAUGUCAUCAUACUAAUGGAGUACUGAAAAGUUUGGGCCUCCUAUCCUGAGAUGGGGAUUGUACCGUCCGUGCGAAUUAAGGUAGAGCUCCUGAUUAGCUCUACCAAAUGUGAGUUUAAAAUAGCUUUGCUUUACAUACCAUUCCCGUUUUCAAUUUGUUACAGCAUAUUGCACUAUUGUAUUUCUCUCUUUGUGUUUUUUUGAGGAUAUAUUAUCUACACCAAUUAAGGGAUACCAAGUGUAUGUAUGUAUUGCUAACAUAAAGCGCGGUUUCCUUCUUUUCUUUUACAUUAUGUAGGGACUUGUAAGCAAGCACCAGAAUCUUAAACUGAUCCCUAUUUCUAACUGGAAUCCAAUGUAGGGACUGACAGAGGACGGAGGCAUGGGAGCUGCGGGUGGACAGGAAAAUGAGCCAUUUAUUAUAGAUUGCAGUGGUGCAAUCUGGGAACACGUAAGAUCACUGAGAAGGGCAUUGCAGUAGUGAAGGCGAGAAAGAACAAUGGCAUGGACCAGCACCUUAGCUGUGUCUGGUGUUAAAUAAGGGCGGAUGCAAGCUAUGUUUUUGAGAUGGAGUCGGAUGGAUUUGGCAAUCGACUGGACGUGAGUGGUGAAGAAGAGGUCGGAGUCAAAGAGAGCAGCUAGGCAGCGAGCCUGCGAGGUAGAGGUGAUGGUGGCGCCGUUGACUUGGAGGGAGACAGACACGGGAGUAGCAACACUUGAGGGAGGAAAGACUAGAAGUUCUGUUUUGAACAGGUUGAGUUUAAGAAAGUGAGUAGCCAUCCAGUUGGAAAUCGCAGAGAGGCAGUCAGAAACACGAGUCAAGAUGGGCAGGGAGAGAUCAGGAGAGGACCGGUAAAUUUGUGUGUCAUCUGCAUAUAAAUGAUAAUGGAAGCCAAAGGAGCUGAUGAGUUUACCAAGGGAGGCAGUAUAGACUGAGAACAAUAGGGGACCAAGGACAGAACCUUGGGGAACGCCAACAGAGAGGGGUUGGGGAGAAGAGGCAGAGCCAGAGAAAGAAACACUGAAAAAGCUCUGGGAGAGGGAGGAGGAGCACCAGGAGAGAGCAGUAUCCUGUAGACCGAGAUAACAGAGAAUGAGAAGAAGCUGUUGAUGAUCAACAGUGUCAAAGGCAGCAGAAAGAUCAAGGAGAAUUAGAAUAGAGUAAUGGCUGUGAGAUUUAGCAGCGAUUAAAUUGUUGGAUACUUUGGUCACAGCUGUUUCAACAGAGUGAUGAGCGUGGAAUCCAGACUGAAGCGGGUCCAGACUGAAUCUCGCAUACACAACUCUCUCAAGGAUCUUGGAGGCAAAUGGCAGUAGUAAUAUAGGGCUAUAGUGUGAUGGGGAGUUGGGGUCAAGGUUGGGCUUUUUCAGAAUCGGCAUUAUGGUUGCAUGCUUGAAGGGUGAGGGAAAUGUGCUGGAGGAAAGGGAGAGAUUGAAAAUUUUACUGAGAAAGACAGAGUGCGGAAGAGAUAUGAGGGAAUAGGAUCGAGGGAACAGGUGGUAGGGUGGGAGGACCGGAGCAGAGCAGUAACAGCUUGGCGAUAUAGCCUUCAUUUUGAAAUCUGGUUUACAGUUCACCUCAAUGCAUUCUUUAUUGAAUAAAGCAUUUGUGAUGUUAUAUUUGGGCUAACCUAAGGCUAAACAGACAAAUGUCUAAAAGAGUCCAUAAAUACCACAGCAGCAGUCAGCAGCACUUGCAUUAAAGUCAGUGUCAUCUCCAAACACUACAGCUUUAGCGCUUAACAAAAUAAAAAAAAACUGUCAUGUAGCACACACACAUGUAAAGUCAGAUGAAUGCUGUGCACGUGCAUGAGAUGUCACACUUAUGAGCGCUUGGUGCUGCUCCAAUACAUUUGUAUGAGAAAGAACUGAUUGGCUGAAAAUGUUAAAUGGACACUGUAGCUGGCAGCAUACCUAUUUCAUCUAAUUGAAUUGGUUAUGGAAGCUGGAGUCCUCUAGUGCAGUCCUCCAUUUUUGAGCAGGUUUUAGCACUAAAUGGCGGGCUCUGGUCAUGGGCAAGCGGCAGAACUGCUGCAGGGGAACCUGGGGGAGUCCAGUCUUGGCAUGGAGCAUGUGGUUUGUUCUUCCAGUGGGUGCAGACCAUAGUAAUCACUCCCUCGUGGUCCUGGCACUCACGGAUGUGUCAGAGCACGGGCUGGGAAUCCUUGACUCACCAAGUGCCGGACUGCAUGGGAACUAUUACAAACACUCAUACACAAGACAGUCAAGGAAUAUGAUAACCCACUGGACCAUUAGGUAUCCAGGAUAUUUCUGUUCAAAAAGGCUUUAUUCAAACAUAAGCAUUUCAGGGUAUGCCCUGAUCCCUGUACAUUAGCAGGUAUCAAUUGAUUGAACAAGUAAAUAACAUAUAACGGACUUGCAGGUCCCAACAUUAAGUGUGUAGUCAACACUCAAACAAUGUUACAUAGUAUUUCUAUAUGGCAUUUGGUCACGUUUAACACGUUAAGACAUACAUAUGAGUGAUCGGAUUGCGGCUUGAGUAGAGGGAUAUUCAUAAGUUUGUGCCUUGCGUCUGUUUUAUGUGAUCCUCUAGUAUUUCCUUAUCACCCUUGAGCCUUAUUCUCUUUGGGGUAGUAAGGUCUAUUGGUCCGUCGUCAUAGGUCAGAUGUCGUUCAGGGACGUGUCUUAUUCGUGUCGUGUAGUUGCGUGAUAAAGGUGUUUGCGUCCAUUUUGACGUGCAAAUGUGAGUGAGUGACACAAUUGUGGGCAAUCUCGGAUUAAGGCGGGCUACGUGUAUCAUGUAAUUUAUAAUGAAGCUAUUGUUGGGGAGUUUUAAAGAGAAGAUGAGUGUUAAUUGAGUAAGAAGUAAGAGAAAAGGAGAGGGGGAAGAGGAGGGGAGAGCUGGGUGGGGGGUGGUUGGGCGGGGGGUGUGGGAGGGGGGAUAGGGGAGUAUGAAGGGAAAGGUGGUCCUGUCAUCCGUGACCACGGCGUAGUAUGUAUCGGACCAGGCAUCAGUCCCCGUCUGUGGGGGGUCCUGGGGCUCCUUGGGGUUGCAAAUGGCCGUUCCUAUCUGUGUUUCGGUCCGCUAUGUAGAAUAGCCACGGGCGCCACCUCUCCACAUGCUUGUCUUCUAGUCCUCGUAGUGUAGCCUGUAUUAAUUCCGCUCUAUAUAUUUCUUCCACCCGUUCCAACCAUUGUCUUAUCGUCGGGGUAUUCGUUUGUUUCCAGUAUAAUGGAAUUAGUGCCUUGGCUGCGUUGAUUAGGUGUCUACGAAUGUUUUUCCUGUAUGUGCCUAUGGGAUCCGGUGUUGAGUGUAGGAGGACUGCCUCUGCGUUGAGGUUUCCUUCCGUCCCUGUGAUAUCCCUUAUUUUCUGUAGGACUUCGACCCAGAAUGGCUUAAUGAGUGAGCAUUCCCACCAUAUGUGCAGUGGCGAACCACGUUCAUCUCCGCAUCUCCAGCAUAUGUCAGGUACAUUCGGGAAGAUCCUGUGUAGACUGUCGGGCGUUCUGUACCAGAAUGAGAGAAGUUUAUAGUUGGUUUCUUGAUAUUGGGAGCUCGAUGAGCAUUUAUGGUGUAAUAUGAGGAUCUUUUCCCAUUGGGAUGUGGUGAAAGAUGUAUUUAGCAUGCGUUCCCAGCGUCUGCGGAAUUGGUCGUUGUUAGUGAGGUGCCCCACGAGUACGUGUUGGUAUAGCAGGGAUAUCGCUUUACCUAGAGUAGUCUUGUGAUCGCAGAGCGUUUCGAACCAUGUCAAGUCCCUGUGUAACUUUUCCUUGUCUGGAAGUGUCCGGUAAUAUGUUCUGAGUUGUAUAUAACGGAAGGUCUGUAGGCUAGUGGGUUGGUCGCCUUAGGUAUCCAGGAUAUUUCACCUGGUAAGCUAAGGGGGUUUGGGACAAAGAAUAUGCCAACAGCACACCAAAUACAGGGACAACAGAUUACCUUUCCAAGUUUUCAUACCCCUGUUAAUCUCUGAACCUUGUCAUUAGAGCCACUUCAAGGAGAUGAAGCAGUUACGGUGCCUACCUCCAUGCUGAUGUUAAAGUGAGUCACAGAAGUCCUUUAAAAAUUCUGCAAGUAUUUUGUUCUUUUUUGUUUUAUUUUUGCAAAUCUUUAAUGCAUUGAAAAGGGAACAUCUCCAGCCUUCCGUGUCCCUUCAACUUUCACGUUUAAAGCCAACCAUAUUAUGCAUUGAAUUAUGUAAGUAUGAUGCAGAAAUAGCAAUGUAAAUAAUUUAUUAUAAUUAUUUUAGAAUAUUUUGACAUUAAACAAUAUAAAAAAAUCCAGCAGAUAUGUGUAUAAACAACUUUUAUUAUCAAUUCAGAAUAAAACAUACUUUCAAGGAAUGCAAUAGCUAAAGGCUAGAAAUCAAAUAAACAUGUUAGCAUAAAUUGUUUAGAUUUUUAUGAGUGUUUUUGUUAUGGCAUGUCGUACACCACUUCCUUACAUUACAGUUGUUAAAACGUAACGUCAGUGAUUAUAUAUCUUCUAUCUCAUUGUUGUCCAUAAUUUCCUCAAGGUUGCUAUACUUUGAGUCCAUGUUUGUUUUCAGAUCAUUCACAAGCUUGUCCUUUGUUCCGGGGCUCACCAUGUGACUUCCCCCUCUUCCAGUGAUAUAAGAUUUCAAGAAUUUGAAAAACUAAAAGGAGAUAUAUAAAAUCAAUAAAUGGUGGAAUAUUUAUAAAGAUUAUUGCCAACCAUGUUAUAGUCUGCUUUCAUAGAUACCAUAGAUUUCACUUAAAAGAAUGACACUAUGCACUAAAACAAUGUUAGCUUAACCUUAGCUGAAGUGGUUGGUUUUGUUGUAUAGGUCAUGCCUCUCAACUAUUUUCUAUUUAGGAGUUAAAUCACUUUGUUUAUGCAGUUGUAGCCACAACUCCUCUGGCUGUGCCUCUCUACACUUCCUGAAUAAGUUUAAAGGGGCACUAUAGACACCAGAACAGCUACAGCUUAUUGUAUUUGUUCUGGUGAGUAUAAUCAUUCCUUUAGGCUUUUUGCAGUAAACUGUGUCUUUUCAGAGAAAAGGCUGUGCUUACAUUACUGCCAACGGAUACCUCCACUGGCCACUCCUCAGAUGGCUACUAGAGGUGCUUCCUGACAUUCAGUGUCUCCACCCUCUGCAUGGAGACACUGAACUUUUAUCAUAGAGAUGCAUUGAUUCAAUGCAUCUCUAUGAGGAGAUGCUGAUUGGCCAGGGCGGUAUUUAGCUUGGCCCCCUGGCCUGAUUCCUUGGCUGAGAUCAUCAGAAUUGACAAUCUCAACCAACCCAUUGCAUUCCAAUGGUAAAGCAUUGUGAUUGGCUGAGAUCAUUACGUCUGAUUAUGUCAGCCAAGGAGGUAGAUCAGGGGUAGAGCCAGCAGUAGAUUGGUAUAAAAGUAAAAUUUUAUUAUAUUUAGGGGCUAGAUAGUGUUUUUAACACUAUAGGCAGGGAUGUUUUAGCCGCGAGGCAAACAAAGCCUUUGCCUUGGGCGGCAUUUUCCAGGGGGGCAGCAAAAAAAGCCGCCCCCAAAUGCCCAGGUCUAAUGCCUUGUUAGCCUUGCGGCUAACUGACAAGGCAGGCUGCUGGGCGGGCGGGCGGCGAGGGAGCACUUUCCCCUGAGCUCUCUGCUCAGUUCCCUCGCACGCCGCAGAGUGAGACUGGGAGCCGGAACAUGACGUCAUAUCCCGGCUCCCAGCCUCACUCUGCGGGUGGCGCGUGAGGGAGCUGAGCAGAGUGCUCAGGGGAAAGUGCUCCCUCGCCAGCGCCGCCUGCCCGCCCAGCAGCCUGCCCAUCAGCCACUGGUCCCCCAGGUAGAGAGGAAAACCCCCCCCUGCCCCCCCAGCAUUCCCAAAGCUAAGGAGGCUGGGGGGGGUUAAAUAAAAAAAAGUGAGUGUGUUAAUGUGAGUGAGUGUGUGUGUCUGUUAGUGUGUGUGUGUGUGUUUGUCUGUUAGUGAGUGAGUGUGUGUUUGUCUGUUAGUGAGUGUGUGUGUGUGUGUGUGCCUGUUAGUGAGUGUGUAUGUUAGUGAGUGUGAGUGUGUUUGCCUGUUAGUGUGCGUGAGUGUGUGUGUCUGUUAGUGAGUGUGAGUGUGUGUGUCUGUUAGUGUUUGUCUGUUAGUGAGUGUGUGUGUGUCUGUUAGUGAAUGAGUGUGUGUUAGCUAUUGUAUGCGUAUCUGUCAGUGAAUGUGUGUGUGUGUGUGUGUGUAUUUAGAAGGCGGGGCAGAGGGAAGGGUUGGGUGGAGGGGGGGCAAGGGGAGGGGGGCACCUGAGUUUUGUCCUGCCUAGGGCAGCACAAAACCAGGAUACACCACUGACUAUAGAGUCAGAAAUACAUAUUUGUGUUCCUGAUCCUACAGUGUUCCUUUAAUUUUAAAAUUUCUGUAAUGCACAGUAUUUUUUAUUUUUUUUGCAUACCUCAUCUGUUGCAACUGCAUGCUUUGCAAUCUGCUUCAUCCAGGGCAUCUCAUAGAGAAGUACUGGAUUGGAACUAUUGAUGUGCAGCCAAAUGCUGUAGUCCUCCAAUCAAAUACUGCUAUAAUCAGCUAUUUGAUUCCACGACCACGUGUCACUCAGUUCUGGAAUAGUAAGUGACUUUAGUGGCAAUCAGAAAGACAGCCACAUGAUGUGUGUUAACCUUGCAAUGUAAACUUGCAGUUUUUGCAAACCUGCACUGUUUUAAAUUGCAGGGUUAAAAUGACAGAACCACUAUAACCAAACCACUUCAUUGAGAUAAAGUGGUCUGGCUAACUUUAGUGUCCCUUUGAACUUAACUUUUAAAGGGAUUCACUAGUGCCAGUAAAACAAACCCAUUUUCCUUGCACUGUAGAAUACUGUCGCCCCCCUUCACCCCCUCUCCCCCCAACCCGCAUUGCUUAAGGGGUUAAAACCCCUUCAGAUACUUACCUGAAUCCAGUGCCGAUGUCCCUUGGUACUGAGUCAGGCUCUGCCCACGCUCCUCCCCGCCAUUAUCCGCUGGCGGAUGAGACCUAAUGCAGGGCAACGGCCGCACGCGUGUGAGCGCAUUAGACCUCGCCAUAGGAAAGCAUUAUUCAAUGCUUUCCUAUUGGGAUUUCGGCGACCCUGGAGAUCCUCAUGCAUAACGUGAGGACUUCCAGCGUUGUUUAGACGACCAAAAGUCAUCUAAGAACCCGGAAAUCCCUCUCUGGUAGACUGCCACUAGAGGAGGACUUUACCCUGCAAGGUAAUUUUUGCAGUUUAUAGAAACUGCAAUAAUUACACUUGCAGGAUUAAGGGGGAUGGGAACAGUGUCUCUUUAAUUUCUGACAAUUCUCAUUUUAGUGAAUAAAGCUGAAACUCUGGGCUUGCCCCUUCUUGUAUAACAAAGGCUAGAGCUGCAUUUAUUUUCGUUUAAAAAAAAAAAACAACAUAUUCCUGAGCUAAUAUACAAAUAUAUACAAUAUAUAUCUUGGGAUUUGUUCAUUAACAUGACUGUUAAUGACUGUACACAAAACAAGAGGUCAUCCAUUGAAAUUUUGAAAAAUAAAGUUUAACUUUAGCUAGAGGAAUUGAUUCUUUAAUUAUUAACAAUAAAGAAUUUUCAGACAGGAUAUAUAUAUAUAUGUUAUUUACAUACUUCAUAAAAUUCAGCAGAUGUUUUUUUUUUUUUUAAAAAAGCCUGCAUACUAUUUUGGAAAAGCAGUAAAUACAACACUAUGAUAGUUAUUAAUGCCAGGAUAAGUCUAAUUGAUACCUUGUAGUCAAGGAUGAAUUUUUUUUCUUUUUGUUUUUUCUGGGCAUAUUAUUUUAUCAUUUUCUUUCUUUUUUUGUGGGCAUAUUAGAUAUAUAUUGAAUCGUCAGCAGAAAAAGUGUGUGGUGAAUAUUUACCUUUUCUACAUAUAUUAUUAUUAUUUUUAUAGAGACCAGACAUGAAAAAACUCAAUGUGCAGACAGAAAAAAUACUGUUGUGCAUCACCUGCAUAUCUCAAGUUGAGAGAAUUCCCACUUUGACAUGCAAAUGAGCAUGACUGGUUUCUGGCCAAUGAUCACUUUAAAUCAUAACCCAUGCUUGCUUUAAAAAAAAACAAAAAAAAAAAAAACAAGUGUCUGUUGCUAGGGGUACAGGGUGAAGUCUUAAACACAUUGCCUUUCUGUGUUCAUUUGCCCAUGAAUCGAGGAACUCUGGGAGACAUGAUUUCUGUGAGCUUCUAUGCUACAGGAGAGCUUCCCAACUCAGGUGAUGCACAACAUGAACAAAUAUGUAAAAUGUAACACACAUUACAGUGUUAUUACAAAAAAAAGAAAUCAAACAAACACUAACAGGGUAUUCACUUUAGUGAGAAUUGUUGGGAAUUGUAAUAGACCAAAAUAACCAAACUGGAAAAAUUAUUGAUAUCAGCUGUUCAAAAGUCCAGUUACUUUGGCCUUAAAUUUCAAAUUCACUUAGAAUUUUUAACAAAACUCACUUUGAAUAACCGUGUAAAUGUUUGACAUUUUCAGAUAUUUCGAAAUCUGUAUGCACAUGCAUCUUUCCCGGAUUCAUUUACAAAGUGGAAAGUAGUCGUCGGGUGCUAUAAAAAGUAUAAACUAAAUAACUCUUAAUAACUAAAAAUUACUUAUUUUCAGAGGUAUUUAUUUGAAAAUUAAAAAUUAUUUUUUAAAAGACUUUUUCUGAAAAGUCAAGAUACACUAAAAAAACAAAGAUAAAUAAUGCUUACAUUUGUAUUUCUUAUCGGGUUCGAUCUUUAUAAGCUUUCCAUUUCUCUGUCAUCAAAUUAGCCACAAAACGGCUCAUUUACUUUUUACACUAGUUUGAACAUGCUGAGCACAAUCUGGACACAUAACAGAGCACGCAGAUGCCAAAAAUUAAGCAUCCAAAUAUUUGAGAUUUACCAGAUCUCUGUUGUAGGGGUUCCCCAGGGAUUUCCAUUCUGCUUCCCUAGAAGACUGAGCCGCAACACAUGCAAUAAGUAAGGAUAUUAUUGUAGCUAUUGCAAACUGUGUAUGCUUCAUCCUAACAAAAAGCAGAACAGAUGCAUGUAAAUAAAUCAUCUCUGUACCCGUACCUUCAAUGCUAGAGAAUGCUUCAUAUAUUUCCAAUGAGAAACCGUUUCCUACCUCAAAUACAAUGUGUUUGCUGCUCUGUCCACCACCGCGUUCUUGUCAUCCACUAAAGAGAGUGACAGUCUGCUUUACAGCCUCAAUUUAUACAUCUUAAUGACAAUACUCAUCCCACACUGAAAUAGUGCAGAGCUGCGUGCGUUGACCUGCUUUGUUCAUCUACAAAUGGAGUAGCAAUUAGCGUCCUUGUGAGAUUGUCUGUCAUGAGUAAGAGUGCUGCAACGUGCGCUCAAAAAGGUUUUGCGCAUGAAAAGAAGUUUCACGAAAUGUCUUGUUUGAUGAAACUUGAAGAGGCCCUUGUGUUGGAGAGAUGCUUCAAUCCUACGUCAUAGACGCUGUCCCCAGAGAUAUUCUCUCUCGUUUUUUUUUAAAAAACCCUUAAGACUAAAAGUGUGUUUAUAAUUCCUGUAAUUUUCCUGCAAAGGAAAUGUCUAUUUAUAUACUUAAAGAGGAGCAAUUAUUUUUAAAAAAAACUAAAAAAAAACUUUUGAUGUGGUGCAGUGCUGGUCAGGAUUUCAGUUCGUACAUUACUAGCCAGGCCUAACACGUACUAAUUGCCACAUGUGUGACAAUAUAGUUUAUGUGUCAGACACGCCUUACCCCUGCUUUGAGUUAUUAUGUACCCAUAUACAUACUUUCAUUUUAGGGGAGUGAGUGGGGGGUGAAGGGUGUUGAGGGGCGAGGCUGUACUGAGAAUUUUUUUGUGACUUACUAAUAACAAUUUAUGCAACUAAAAUGUAAUUUAGAACAAGAACAAUGUAUCUUAUUUACACAAACUGAUUUCUAAACACAUUUAUUGUGGUUUAACCCCUUAAGGACUGGACUGUUUUUGCGAUGUUGUACAUUUGCGACCAGGCAUAUUUUUACACUUUUGUGGUGUUUGUCUUUGGCUGUAAAUUUCUGCUCUCUCAUUUACUGUUCCCAUACAAAGUAUAUAUAUUUUUUUUUUUUCAGGACAAAAGGGGCUUUCUUUACAUACCAUUAUUUAUAUAAUCUCUUGGAUUUUAAUUUUAAAAAAAUAAAAAAAUAUGAUGAAAAAUUGAAACAAAAUACAUGUUUUUUGACUUUUACCUGAAAAAUCUUUUACUCAUCUACAAAAGCGAAUGAAAAAAACUGCUAAAUAGAUUCAAAAUUGUCCUGAGUUUAAAAAUACCCAGUGUUUACAUGCUUUUUUGCUUUUUUUUGCAUGUUAUAGGGCUAUAGGUACAAGUAGGAUAUUGCAGUUUCAAAACAUACAUUUUUAAAACUUAUCAAUAGUGACAUUGUAACACUAUUAUCUGUCAUAAAUCUCUGAAUAACACCCCACAAGUACAUAUUUUUUUUAAAGUAGACAACCCAGGGUAUUCAAUAUGGGGUAUGUCCAGUCUUUUUUAGUAGCCACUUAGUCGAAAACACUGGCCAAAGUAAGCAUUCAGAUUUGUUUGUGUGUGAAAAAAGUAAAAAAACUAAAUUGAACGCUAAUUUUGGCCAGUGUUUGUGACCAAGUGGUUACUAAAAAAGAGUGGACAUACCCCAUUUGGAAUACCUUGGGUUGUCUUCUUUUGCAAAUGGUAUGCAAUCAUGGGGGCAAUUCUCAUUCCUAGGCUACCAUACGCUCUCAAAGGCAACGUAACCAACCUGGCCAUUUUCAAUGUAAAAAUAUUUGACCCAUAUAUUUGACCUUGUAACUUUCAAAAAUACUAUAAAACCUGUACAUGGGGGGUACUGUUUUACUCGGGAGACAUCGCUGAACACAAAUAUUAGUGUUUAAAAACUGGAAAACGUAUCACAACAAUUAUAUCAUCAGUAAAAGUGCUGUUUGUGUGUGAAAAAUGCAAAAAAAGUCACUUUCACUGACAAUAUCAUCGCUGUGAUAUGUUUUACUGUUUUGAAUCACUAAUAUUUGUGUUCAGCGAAGUCUCCCGAGUAAAACAGUACCCCCCAUGUACAGGUUUUAGGGUGUCGUAGAACGUUACAGGGUAAAAUACAGUGCUAGCAAAUUAAAUUCUCUGGACUUUCGGCCUGGGUUGGCAGGCAGGUCCCUCAAAUUGCAAUCAAUAAAAUUACUUAAUUAUGUAAAAAUAUUACAUAAAUACGCACGUAGAAUUUAAAUAUAUAUGCAUAUUUAUAUAUUUGAAGUCUACGUGUAUAUUUAUAUAAUUAUUUAUGUAAUUUUGUAUAUGGACAUAUGUAUAUUUUGUAUUAUUUUUAUUUAUUUAUAUAUACAUAGAUAUAUAUACAAAUUCAUUCUAAGUGUAUUUUGAUAUAAAUAUAUAUAUAUUAAUUUUAAAAUACAGUUAGAAUAAAAUUUCAUAUAGAUAUAAUGUUUUUUCAAUUUUUUUAUUAUUUAAAAAAAUUUAAUUUAAUUUAAAUUACUUAUUUAUAUUUUAUAAUAAUACAUAUAAUAUAUAUAGUUAUUAUAUAUAUUAUAUAUAUACGUGUGUAAUUUAAUUAUAAGUGUAUUUUUAUAUUAAUAUAAGUACAUAUUAAUAUAAAAAUACACUUAGUAUGGCAUUAUAUAUAUGAUAUAUAGACAUAUAUUAUAUAGAUAUAAUAUAUGUCUAUAUAUCAUAUAUACACAUAUAUAAUUAUUUUAUUUUUUUUAUUAACAUUAACUUUAUUUUUUAUUUUUUGAUUUUACACUAGCAGGGAGACUGCCUGUCAGCACAGACAGUCCCCCUGCAGGCAGACACAUGGACACCUAUUGUGACCAUGUGAUCGCUGUGUUGAGCGAUCACAUGGCCACAGGGGUCCUAAUUCAGUGUGGGGAGACUGUCUGGGCUGCAGGCAGUCUCCCCACACCGGGAGCAAUGCUGAUCGCCGCCGGGGGAACGACGGUGAUCAGGUAAGUAACUCAGACCGUUAGGACGGUUCAGGACCGUCAGCGGUCGGCAAUGGGAAAAUGCCGAUGACGGUCCUGAACCGUCCUCGGUCCUUAAGGGGUUAAAGAUACAUUACUGUGAGAAUUAUUGCUGUGGAGCUCUGUUAUACGCUCAGACACACCAAAAGUAUGGAAUGCCUAGAAAAGAGGGACAUUAGGAUAGAGAAGACGGAUAUUUAGAUUUGGACUGAAAAAAGGGACUGCCUCUCCUAAAUAGCCCUGUCCCUGGUCACACCCCCAAAAUGAAAGCGUACCUCAUUAUCCAUUUGAAAUGUUGGACGGUAUGUGAAUGGCCCACUGCACUCUUCAUGUAGUGCAUUUUUUUCACAACCGAAUUCUAGAAGCUAGUUUACUCACUCAACCAUUAACAUUGCAUGUUCUUAGCAACUUUCUUUUUUCUCAGUAUUUCUGAAGAAGAGUUUAAAGUAUUGGAUUCCAUCCCAAAAUGGCCACAUCCAUAGAUAAAACCUGUGUGCUGAUCACAGCUUAUGUAUAAUGGCUUACCUUUAUGAAAAUAAUCCUGUUGUGGUGGUGGUAUACUUUUGUAAUAUCUGAGAUACAGAAUUUAUCCACUUUGGCUACAUUCUCCAUAAGUCUCGGCUUAGUGAAUAAACCCCAUGGACUAGCAUCUUGUGAGACUGGGUUAGCUUUUGCAGUUGCUUCCUGCAAUUCGUAUCCUCCAUAUUUCACUUAUAACAAUAUGUUUCACAGAUAUAUUUUUGUGACGUGCAUUUGGAACGAUAAGGUAAUAGCCAGACUGAUUUGUUCUGAAGACUGAAAAGUCCCUUGUGUAAUAGAUGCAUUAACACCACUUUUCAGUUUGUUUGUUUUGGGGUUUUUGUUGUUGUUUUUUUUUAAGUAGCAAAGUUGAACUUUGUAUAAAUAACUGUCUUUUUUAAGGGGCAUUUUGACAUUUUACAGCAGUAAGGUGAAUGUGUUUUUAAUUGCCCCGUGAUUACAAAAUAUAAGACAACCAUUUAAUAACAGAAAUUACUCAAUAUGCUCUUUUUUUUCUUCUGUGGUAGGUUUUUCAGGUCACAUACAUUUAGACCUGUUCCUCUAAAUAACUGAAAUUGGCGACCAAAUUACUUUUUCUUUUUUUUUUUUUUUGACAAUCUUUAUUUUCCAUUUCACGUUUGAAAACAACAGUGUCUAAGAACAGUUUAUCGCUUGACAAAAAUAUAUUGUUGAGCAUGAGAUAAAGCUUCAGUGGUGAAGAAAAAAAAACAAAAAACCUUUAGUGCCUUAACAUCUCCUAUGUCUACACAGCAAAUAUUUACAUUCAGGGCCAUCUGGUCACCUCGGUGAGAGCCAAGUGUGGUGUUUUAAAUAAAGUUUCCUUCUACUGUGGGUAGGCAAUUGUCAGUGUACCUAUUUGUAUGGUUAUCGGUAUAGCUCGGCAUAUGGGAGGGUACUCUGGGUACCAGUCUAGAUGGCUGGGCGGUAUGUUUUCAUGCCGGUUUCAACACUAGACUUGGUCUCAGUUCCCUGUGUAUUCUGCUCCUGUGCUUACAAUGAGUGUGCAUAUUAAUAUGCCCCUAUUGCGGGCUCGUCAGCGUCAGUCGUUGGGGUUCGGUCCGGUGUACAGUCUUGGGAAGGGGGCGGGAGGUAGGAGACAUAGGGAGUAGGGGUAGCUAGGUAGCUUAGCUCUGUAUGAGUCAGCUUACUGCGAGCCUCUGGGGGGCCAUGCUUGGGUUUGCUGAUCUGUUAGCUAGGUAUGUUGCCCAGGGAUACCAGGUCAGUGCACAUUGCUCCUGUCUACCUUGGAGGUCUGCAGUUAAGGAUUCCAUUGAGUGGAUCUCUUCCACCCUUGUACUUUUUCAAUGACUGGAAAAAUGUCUUAAAAUGCUACUUUUAUGUACAAUUCAAUUGAUGUGGUUCUCUGCAAUAUAGAGUAAUUUUGUGAUUUCCCUGCAUGUAUCUCAUAAGUAGUGACUUCACAUUAAAUAAAACAUAUUUUAGUGCACGUUCUAGCAUUUUGUAAAUUUUUUAAAUGAGAAGUGAUUAUAUGUUUUAUAGAGUGUAAACACCCAUCACACACUGACAUCUACUCCCAUCACACACAGACCACAGACAGGCUUCAUUAUACAUAUUUUUCCAUGACUGUCCUUCUCAAUAUGUAUUUAACUAGCCCCCUUUUACCAUGUUUGCAGUUAUGUGACCAUUGUUGCUAUGAAGCUGUAACAGAACUCUGUGUAAACAAACCUGCCCCUUACAAAUACAGCCAGCAGACUUAAUGUUGGGUACAUAAUGACGGUCCCCAAUUUCCCUGGAUAUUACGCCUAGACAGCUGACUCCUACUGCACCCUGACAUAAAGUUGAGAUGAUACAUAGACAGCUGUACAUGUGUAAUUCUAAAAAUAUAGGGGUUUAUUCACUAAACCACACAUUUUAGUGAAUUGAAAAUUAAAUUGCAAAAUUUAGGCAACUAUUUAGCCAUUGAUUGUUAGCAUUCAAUGAUAUAAGCAAUACACAUAUUCUGACACUUUUGAAAUGAGAAACUCACAUUUGAAAAAAAAAUGCUGCUUUCAAUUAAAGGGGAAGUGUCACUUAUCUAUAUAUUACACUUUUGAAUAUAUCACUGGAAAACCAGGAACACUGUUUAAUUUUUCCUCUUCUCUCUAUACUGUGACUAUGCUGACUACCAGAGGCAAGAUAGAACAUAUAGCAAUGAAUUACUGGGAGCCAAGAUCGUAGCCCCCAGUAGAAAUAAAGAUGCGUGGAUUUCUACAUUUAAUUGGCUUUUUUUAUUGCUCAUAAACACAUAUUUGCGAAAUAAGGGGGACAAGUGAACAUAAUAGUAAAAAUCCUGAAAAGUGAUGGUUUCGCUUUAAUAUUUUUAUUACAUCCAUGCCUUCUCUUUUUCUGUAUUUUUGUUUGUUUGUUUCAGACAGUUAACGUUUGUGGUUUAUUUUAUUUUAGGGAAAGCAUUUGAGAUGUUGCCUACAGCUUAUUAUCUUGCUGUUUACCUUUUCUGCUGGAACUUUACAUCACGGGAAGUCCAUACCUUGGAAUAUUAUAUGGCAGCUGUGUAUGAACAUCAUGCUAUAUUGAACCCCAAUGCUACAGUUUUGUCUGACCGCAGGUCUGCGCUGGAGUUUAUGUCAAAAAAUCUAGAUAUUUAUGAAGCUCAAGUGACUGUUGCUGCAAAAAAAGUAAGAACGUGUCUCCAGGGCAGGUGCAAAGAUUUUUGCCAGCCUAGGCUAACAAAAAUUUGCUGCCCCCCAUAUGCUCUGCCCACUAUUAUUAUUAUUAUUAUUAUUAUUAUGAUAUUUAUAGAGCGCCGUCAAAUUCUGCAGCGCUUUACAAUGGGUGGACGAACAGACAUGUAGUUGUAACCAGACAAGUUGGACACACAGGAACAGAGGGGUUGAGGGCCCUGCUCAAUGAGCUUACAUGCUAGAGGGAGUGGGGUAAAAUGACACAAAAAGGUAAGGAUAGUAUUAGACUAGUGACAGUUGCAGAAGAGGAAUCAGUCAGGAGCUAUUAACAGUUUAAUUGAUACGCUUUUAUGAAGUGGGUUUUUAACGAUUUUUUGAAGGAGUGGAGACUGGGUGAGCAUCUAACGGAGGAGGGAAGCGAGUUCCACAGGAACGGUGCAGCCCUCGAGAAAUCUUGAAGGCGAGCAUCAGAGGUGGGAGUACGGACAGAAGAUAGGCGUAAGUCUUCAGCAGAUCGUAAGGGCCUAGAUGGGACAUACUUGUGUAUAAGGGAGGAUAGAUAGGUGGGAGCAGCAUUAUGUAGAGAUUUGAAAGCAAGAACCAGAAUUUUAAAUUGAGCUCUAUAUUUUAUAGGAAGCCAAUGUAGGGACUGACAGAAGGGAGAGGCAUGGGAGGUGCGGGCGGACAGGAAGAUGAGCCUCGCCGCCACAUUCAUUAUGGACUGUAAUGGUGCAAGUUGGGAGCAUGUAAGACCACUGAGAAGCGGAUUACAGUAGUCAAGGCGAGAAUGGACCAACAUCUUAGUCACAUCUGGCGUUAAGUAGGGGCGGAUGCGCACAAUGUUUUUGAGAUGGAAAUGACAGGAUUUAGCGAUAGAUUGAACAUGAGGCUUGAAGGAGAGGUCGGAGUCAAAGAGAACACUUAGGCAGCGAGCCUGUGUGGUGGAGCUGAUGGUAGCACCGUUGACUUGGAGGCAGACAGACACAGGAGGAACAACACUUGAGGGAGGAAAGACCAGAAUUUCAGUUUUGGUCAAGUUUAGUUUAAGGAAGUGGGCAGCCAUCCAGUUAGUAACAGCAGAGAGGCAGUCAGAGACACUAGUCAAGAGGGACGGGGAGAGAUCAGGAGAGGACAGGUAGAUUUGCGUGUCAUCUGCAUAGAAAUUAUAUUGGAAGCCAAAGGAGCUAAUGAGUUUACCAAGGGAGGCAGUAUAGAUGGAGAACAGUAGGGGACCAAGGACUGAACCUUGGGGCACACCAACAGAGAGGAGUUGGGGAGAAGAAGCAGAGCCAGAGAAAGAAACACUGAAAGAGCGUUGGGAGAGGUAGGAGGAGCACCAGGAGAGAGCAAUAUCUUGUAGACCUAUAUUGCGUAGCAUGAGAAGAAGCUGUUGAUGAUCAACAGUGUCAAAAGCCGCAGACAGGUCAAGGAGAAUUAGGAUAGAGUAGUGACCAUGAGAUUUUGCAGCGAGUAGAUCACUAUGUGACAUCACAAUGCCCCACCCAUAUGAGCCAACACCAGUACUGCACACAAUGUCUUUAUUCUAAAAAGCCUGCAGGGACAGGCUAUAGACACUAGAACCACUACCUUAAUAUGUGAGGUAAAUUAGAGAUUAGUGUCUCUAAUAAUAUACUGCAUUGCCUACUUACCACUAGAUGAGGACAAUAGGAAGAUGAUGGGCUCAGACUGCAGACUGGCUUCACUGGUCUGGUGUUAAAACAGGCUCUCUGGAGGCAGUGCUCACAAAAAUCACUGAACAGGAAGCAGCUCCAUUUUUUGGGGCCCCUUACACAGAUCACGGUCUGGGGCCACAGGGUCUGACCAGGAGUAUGCCUACAAGGCCUGCCCAUAAGCCUUAUGCCUACAAGGCCCACCCAUAAGCCUUAUGCCUUCAAGGCCCACCCAUGAGUUCGCUCACAAGGAGUGGAGUGUAUGUGGGCAGGGGAUGUGUUAUGUAUUAUUGUAGAGCAAGCAUGUCAAACCUGCGGGCCACGGGCCGCAUGCGGCCCACAAUUGACAUUUUUACAGCCCGUCGAGCUGUGAGUACAUGCUUAGUGUUAUAGAAGAGUAGUCACCUGCUUACCCCACGUUGCAGGUGCCUACUCUGCUAAAACUUACCUGGCCAGGGAGGAUGGCCAGCGAGGGAGCUCAGUGUUUCUGCUCCUCACUGCUCCCUUGCGCUCGCCGUCUGUAGUGAAGCCAUAUUCCGGCACCACUAAACCGCGCGAGGGAGCAGUGAGGAGCAGAUAAAAGAUCCCUACUGGACCCCAGGGAGAGGCCCCACAUCGGCUUCCAAAGGUAGGGAGCAAUAAAGAAAAUGAUGUGUGUAAAUGUGUGUGUGUCAGUGAGUGUCUGUGUCUGUCAGUGAGUGACUCUGUCUCUGUGUGUCUGUCAGCGAGUCUCUGUGUGUCUGUCAGUGAGUGAGUGUGUGUGUGUUGGUCAGUGUUGCAUUGGCUGCGACUGGACAGUGGAGUACCUGGAGGUGCAUGGAGGCAUGCAACGCCACGUCACAUUCCGACGUGACAUCGACGUGCUCCACCUUCACAGGAUUUCAAGAAGUAGCAAGAGGAUCAGACUUGGCACAGGGUGCGGAUGGCGCCAUAUGGGGUAUACCAGAGGCCGGACUCCGGAGUCGCAUACCGGCAGCAUCAAUGUGAGUGGAGUCUGCUUGUGGUCUAGAGGGAGGUACUGGGAUUUAGUAUAUGGGGGAGUGGGGAGGGGGGGCUGGAAUUUAGUAGAGGGGGGAAACUGGUAUUUAGGAGAGGAGGGUGCUGUGGUUUAGUAGAGGGGGAUGCUGGGGGUUUUAUUAUACUGUACUUUUCAAAUUAAACCUACGUUUCUAUGAAAAUUUAAGGUUUGUUUUUUUUGCGGCCCACAUAAACUUAAACCUUGUUUAUGUGUCCCACGCUAGACUUUGAGUUUGACAUGCUUGUUGUAGAGGAUGUAAUGUGUGUGUGUUCUUAUGGAAUGUAGUGUAUGUGUGUCCCUACUAUCUAUCUCCUCUGCCAGCCCAUGCAUAGCGGGCACCAGCUACACUACAUAUAUUAAUGGCUGGGCCGGUGGGGAGAUCUUAUGGUCACUAGAUAGGAGGCAGAAGGCUGCAAUCUGCACCUCCCUACCAAAAGGUAAGAAGAAGGGAGAGGGGAAUAUAUACAACGUAUUUUAAAUUCAUAAUUAAUUUAAACAAAUGCGCAAUACAGGCCCCACCACAACAACUUUUGAUUGCAGCGUUUGCAAACCCUACCAGCGCAGCUCUAUGAGAUGUGUUUGCAAGUCAAGUACUCUGGGCAUUGCCUGCAUCUUCAAUUUAACUCCACUGAGUUAAACAAACCAGGAAGUAACAGGACCGGUUUUCUGAUUGACAACCAGGGGCAGUGUAACAAGGUAUAUUGAAAUCUGCACUUUUUCUAAAAUAAAACAGAGGACACACUCUGCACACAUAAAGUACUUCAGCAAGCUAAAAUGCUUUAGGUUUUUGGUGUGUUACUUUAAUUACAUUUUUAAACUUUUUGAAAGAAGAUCCUACAUUAUUUCCAGCAUUUCAGGUUUGUUUUAUUGCUUCCUUUAGGUACCACCAGAACAUCUCUAAAGCAUGUUUCCUUUUAGAAAUCAAGGUGGUUUGUGCUUCAAUGAUUACACAUUGUUAUAUCCAUUCUUUUAUCACACAAUGUAUAUUUCUUUUCAGGAUUCAUCCUUUUUAUGACAAAAUAUUACUCUGAUUAAAGGGAAAUUAUUGAUUAAAAUAUUUUAAUGCAAUUAGUAGCUAAUCUACAAAUCAACAAAAUGUAUAUCUUACAACCAGAACUGAGCAUAACCACUCCCUGCUAGACUGCUUAGGAAGGCUCUAGUUUCAAGAAAGGACAUAGAUACUAUAGAGUUGAGAUUCUUAACUCAUGUACUGCGGGCCACUUAUGACCUGCUGGACCCUUCAAUGUGGCCUAUAAAGCUUCACCAAAAUAUUAACUGAUACAUGUCCUGUUUAAUCACAUCAAAUCUUUUCAGAUGAAAUGAGUGCACUUGAAUUGCCAGCUUCAAAACCAGAAUUUAUGGAAUUUCCAAAGAAAUUGGAAUUAUUGACCAUCAAUGUGACACAGACCUAAAAAAUUUAUUUUGAUGAAGUGCCUUCCACAUAAUUUUACGAAAAUUACGUAGAAAAGGGAAAUGCAUGUGACAAGAAUUUUGAAUCAUCACCUUCUUCGUAAGAACAUAUUCUUGUGAGCAUAUGUUUUCCAGAAGGUAGCAUUCAAAGUCAAAAUUGAGGACAAAAAUUACUGUCAUCAGGAUUAGUUACCACAGAAAUAGUUCCUAACAAUUUUCUAACAGAAAUAUUAGUAAGAAAAAAAAUAAGUAGAGUCCAUGUUCUCAUUAACUUACUCUUCCACUCAUUUCAUUGCUAUUGCACUGUAUACAAGAGUUGUCUUUUGUGUGGCCUGUUAUAUGUGCUAACAUUUCAAAGUGGUCCACAACUUCCAAAAGUUGAGCACCCCUGCUGUGGACCAUAUAAACAGCCCAUGCCCAGCUCACUAGAACAAAUAAACCAUAAACAACUACUUCACGCAUGAACAAGCAGAGUCAGCUGUGUGUGGAGUUUGCAAAACAUUUUUUUCAGAGUAUGAGCUGUUAGAAGUAAAUGCCAGUUUAUCAGCAUUUGAGACACUCUUCAUCAUAGCUCUUGGCUCACGAUGUUAGCAUUUUGUAGCUCCAGCUCAGUUUACUGUAAUCCAUCAUAUUUUUUCUCUGGCAUAACACUUAUAAAUAAAUAUACGAAUUACACCCAAUUCAAUUAGUUUCCACGUUCACAUGUUAACUAUUCAUUAUCCAACAAACUUAACCUAACCCCCCUCAACUCAGGAGGAACCUUAAUUCUAUUGACCUCCAGCAGCUGAUAUUGAUUCACAACUGCUAUCCAUCCCUUCCCUCUCCUGUCCCUCACUGGUUAUCUCCACAUAUAACACUACCCUCACCUCUGCCUUGAACACUGCAGCCCCACUCCAAACAUGCACCUCAAGGAGGACACACCCCCAGCCAUGGCAUACUAAAUCAACAUGCUACCUGCAAAGAUGCUUCCGUUGUGCUGAACGCUCAUGGAGGAAGUCUCGCACACAGUCAGACUUUCUCCAUUACAGAUUCAUAUUGUGUUCAUACAGCGCAGCCCUUGCCCUCGCCCUCAUUAGUUCAUGCUUCCGCACUUCCAGGCAUCUCUUUGACAUCAUUAACUCUCUUCUUCGCCCUGCUGUGGCCACCCCCCAAACUAGCCCUACAGCCAAUAACUUUGCAUGUUACUGUUGAACAGCUAAGGAAAAAUUUCUCCCCACCUUGCCGAUCUCUUUCUCAACCACAUGUAGAUCAUGCCUUUCCUACCCUUCAGACUUUCUCCCCGGCUACUGAACAAGAGGUGGCUGUGCUUCUCCUUUCCUCUCGCCCCACCACUUGCUUGCUCAAUCCUGUCACAUCUCACCUUAUCAGAUCUCUCUCCCCUUGUCUUGUGCCUUCCUUAACACACAUUCUUCAACUUCUCUCUCUUCUGAUGUUGUCUCUGCUGACCUUAAACAUGCCACUGUAGUAACUAUCCUGAAAAAAACAUCUCUUGACCCAUCCUCCCCCUCUUACUAUCAUCCCAUAUCCCUGCUCCCUUUCUCCUCAAAGCUUCUGAAAAGACUUGUCUUUACCUGUGUGUCUCACUUCCUUAAUUCCAACUCUCUCCUUGACCCUCUUCAAUCCUGCUUCUGCCCUCUCCACUCUACUGAGUCCAUACUUGCAAACAUGCUCUCUUGGCAUCAUACUUGAUUCUGGCCUCAGAUCCAGUAUGUUGCCAAAUCCUGUAGAUUCCACCUUAAAAACAUAGUCCGCAUCCACCCCUUUCUUACGCAAGAUGCUACCAAGCAGCUUGUCCAUGCUCUAGUAAUUUCCCGCAUGGAUUAUUGUAACCCUCUCCUAAUUGGUCUUCCCAAAAGCCGUAUUUCCCCUCUACAGUGUGUAAUGAAUGCUGCCGUCAGACUGAUUUUCCUUUCUAGUCGGUUCGCUCACACCUCACCCCUCUGUCAAUCCUUACAUUGGCUUCCUGUAUUCUAUAGGAGUCAAUUCAAAGUGCUAACCCAUACCUAUAAAGCACUGAACAAUUCUAGCCCCUCUUAUAUCUCUUCACAGAUCCAUAGUUAUGGUCUGUCUCUCCGCUCUGCCUUUGACCUUCUCCUGUCCGCUGCUCACACCCAUAUAGCCAACACACGCUUGCAGGACUUCUCAGGGGCAGCUCCCUUCCUAUGGAAUAGCCAGCCUACCGCCAUCAGAAUCUCCCCUAGUCUUCAAUCGUUUAAGAAGUGCCUUAAAACCCAUCUCUUUAGGAAAGCUUAUGGCCUCCCAGAGUAACCUCUAGCUCACAUACCUGUCUCUUGCUCUCUCCUAAAGGGCAGCACUCUACUCUCUCCUCCAGCUCUGCUUCACUCCCACCUUAUUGGAUUGCUAUUUCCUGUCCUAAUGUGUUUUAUACCCCAGACUGUAAGCUCAUUUGAGCAGGGUCCUCUUCAACCUAUCGUUCCACUAAGUUUUUCUUUUAAUUGUCCUAUUUAUAGUUACAUCCCCCCUCUAAUAAUAUUUUAAAGCGCUACGGAAUCUGUUGGCGCUAUAUAAAUGGCGAUAAUAAUUAUGAAAAGCAAAAGUGUAUAUGAUGAUAAGUUAAGGUCAUGAAAAUUAGGACAGUCGCGGAUUGGAUGGAUGAGAUGGAAUGGUAAAGUGAAUGAGAUACAUGGAUGGCCAUAUAUACUAGAUACUUUGGAAACUUAGCUCUUUCUAAGUACAGUUAGUAACUGUUAUUUAAUUUUUUUUCUUUUGUUUUAAAUGCUACCAUUAUUAAUUUGGAAUUACUGUAAUAUACAUUGGGCUACUGUGGCAUAGUGGUGGGCUUAAUACGAUAUGGUCAUAUGAUAAAACUAAAUCCCCAAAUUAGUUUAAACUGAAUUUUUGUGUGCACGCUGUUACUAUAGCCGUGAACUAAUCUGAGUGUAAACUGAUAGAAACCAUAGUAUUACUGCCAUUGGUUUGUUGACCAGUUACACUGCUGAUCAUGGGUUUACGGAAUAAGGUUAGAUUGAGAGGCUCCAAGUGGUGGGACUUCUUCCUGACCAUAGAGGAGUCCACAUGCUACUGACACUAACAAAUGUUUAGCAACUUUGAAGUCUUUUUUUGCAUUAUCUAUAUAAUAUACUAUUAAUUAAGGUAAUUUCCGGCAAAUUGUAUUAUGUUUAUUAAGCCAGAAAGCAGUGCGAUGAUAACAAUAGAGCUCUCUGACUAAUGGAAGACAGUGCUCAUGACAACAAAGUCUGUCAAUACUGGUAUGUAGUAAAAUUGGUUACAAUGAAAAGAAUACGUAGAAUUAGAAUAUGUCGACGAAGGGCAGAGCCAUAUAUUAGAAAUGGUACAAAUGAAAUGAAUUGUUUGAACCGUGUGGGUGUAUUUCACAUCAUACUGUAAUUAAAUCUUGACAAUCCGUUAUUAUAUGAGCUUUUGACUUAGCCUUGAAAUGACAAGAAGCGGUUUGAUUGGGGUUUCCCAUUCUGCUGUCACAUUUCUAAUUUAAGUAUAUUAUGAGCAACACAUAUUUGUUCUUUUAAACUAUUAUAAUAUCAGAUACAGUAAGGCAAAUAAAUGUAUUUAAUGGAACAUUUCAAACACUAUAUAUUUAUAAUUGUAUGUGUUCAUUUUGCAAUUUUUUUUUUAUGAAUGGUUUUACAAUUAUUUGUUGUCAGGGUGCACAGAUAAUUGUCUUCCCUGAAGAUGGAAUCCAUGGAUUUAACUACACUAGACAAUCCAUUUACCCCUACUUGGACCAAAUCCCUCCUUCCCACUUAUUACCAUGGAAUCCAUGUCUGGAGCCUUCCAAGUUCCUUGACACAGAGGUGAGACAUUUGACUUGCGUUAUUUUAUGAUGUUUAGAUUUUGCUCCAAUAAAUCUGCCCACUGGAUUGAACUUGAGGGCCUGGACCAUCAUGACUUGUUUGCUUUAUUUAAUGGUCCGUUUGUUGUUUUUUGUUUUUUUUUCAAUGUUAUUUACUAAAGUAAGAAUUCAAAGUAAAUUUUAAAUUUAAAGCCAGAGUAGCUGAAUGUAAAGCAUGACUGACUGUAAGAAUUUUUCUAGUUUGCCGUUUUUUAUUUUAAAUAUUUUGAGUUUGAUCUUAAAUUUGAAAAUCACUUUGAAUUCACCUUCAAUUCUCACUUUAGUAAAUAAACCUGUAUGUUCAUGCAAUUAAAAUCAUUGGUAUGUCUAUCACAUACACUAAAAUGUGCGUAUCAAACAGAGGAGAAGGGAGGUGUACAGUACAUUCCUUGACUUCAGUGGGUGAAUUGGCUGUCUCUGCUUUCUGCGGUAGCAGUGAUAGCUUCAGGAUUCCGUUGUGUUCCUGAGCACUAUAUUUAGAUAGCAAUCUCUAGGUGAGUGAAACGCCAGGCACUGAUAAAAUAAGAUGGUGGCACCUUGGAGGAGGGGACAGACUUCAUAUAACUCUCUUCUGUUACACUCACAAGCCACCACCAUUUCAUGCAAAGUACUUACAGGUACAAUAAUCAGUUCAAAAUACGAAAUUGCCAUAUUUGUACAAAUGCAAUAGAUCAGGUGUAGGCAACCUAUGGCACAUGUGCCAUGCACGGCACUCGAGGUGCCUUUGCACGGCACUCAAGAUUGCUAGACCCAAACAGGCUCUGGCCCAUCAGGAGUCCCAGUGGAACUUCAGAUAUUUGCUAGUGCAAAAAGGAGGUGAUGCUCAAUCUAUACUUUAUCCACUGCAGCAUUUAGAGUAAGUGAUCUCAGAUCACUUCCUCCAACCACUUAUGAACUGGAAUCCACCCUGGAGUAGAGCAGCCCACAGCAGCCAUUGCAGCUUUUGCCCUUGAACUGUACCUGGCCAGCCUGGUCCUAACUGGACCCCAUGGAAGCCACCCACACUCCUAGAUACACACAGAGCUGCAAAAUAAGCCUCCCAUCCAUACAAAUAAUUCAACAGCCCACAUACAAACACACACAGUUCAAACAAACACAACACCACUGACAAUUGACAUACAAUCACGCAAUCCCACAAGCAGCCCCACACAUUCACACACCACCAAACACACAAUGUGAUAUGUAAUCCACACACGCAAACUACUCAUAGACAUAUACAAUAUAACAGCCCACAUGUACAUCUUUACACAGCAGCUACAGCCCCCAUAAAUAAUUCAUGCAGAAUAUUUCAACAUACACACUUCAAUUUAAAAAAAUAAAGGACCGGCACACCAAUGGACUUCAAGAUCUCUUUUGUCCCAGUACCUCUAAAAGGUUGCCUACCCCUGCAAUAGAUAAACAACUGGAUACAAGACAAGACAGUAUUGCAACAUAUCAAAAUAAAAGGUAACAAUCAAAUUCUAGUAUCUGUUUCUUUGCAUUUAAGACUUUUAAUGGGCUCUAAAAUAAGCAUGUGAAACAAAUGAUUAGUUUACUUACACAGCCUUUUAAUGUAUGAAAAUGAAGUAAAGGUAAGUGAAUAUAAGUGAAGAUCACUGUCCACCCCCUUGCCCCCAUGGAUAAUGUGUGUGUGUGUGUAUUUAUAUAUAUAUAUAUAUAAAAAAACCAAAAGAAACAACAAAGUGAAUAUUGAGGAAUAUAGUUUUACCUAGUGUCCCCAUACUGGGGCUCUAUAUAUACAUAAUACCUCUAUUGGACAGCGGAAAGGAUUUAUUAAUUAAAAGGGAGUUUGGACAUCCUAAUGUCCCCUUUGACCCGAUCUGUUAUUAAAUAGAGGUGGGCCUUGAGUACCCCACACCCAUGGGAAGAGGGAGGGAGCUCUAAUUAUGAUAUAAAUGGGGAAACUAGUUUCCUCCCCAACCCCCUUUAGUUAUAAUACAAAUGAGGGGGACUAAGUGUCCCACCCAAGCCUCCACCCAUGGGUUGGUGGGUCGGGGCUCCAAAAAUAACCAUAGGUAUCUGCCUCACGCUAAGCAAUAUCAGUCAGUGGUUGACUUGUGUGCUAGUACUGACAUGACUUUGUGACUUACAAGUCUUGUGAAAGGCUAAUGCAUGCACAGAGCACUGAAGAACACAUGAUUACACAGGUGUCUUUUCUCAAGUGAUCCCAGGUAAAAUUUUCAAACCUUUUUAUUGUUUUUUUUUUUCUGGAGACUUAGAGAUGCAGGGCAAACAGAGGUAGUUGGGUUUGGGCAUCAAAUACAGGUGGCAUCACCAAAGCCUGAACUGUUGUAACAUAUGUGACAGCAAAAAGCCUGAAGGUAAUGAUUCUACUCACCAGAACAAAUGUAAUAAGCUGUAGUUGUUCUGGUGACUAUAGUGUCCCUUUAACUGCAGUUUUCUAGAACAUUGAUUGUGUAAUAUGUUUUAAUAGUUUUGUAUUUGUCUUUAUAGAAAUAUUUAGGGCCACCCUUAUUAGUGGACCCCAUUUCAACUAGAGAAAUUUCUCAGUAUUUCAGUUGGGAUAAUCCUGUUAUUUCCCAAAUCAUCCAAUGCUGGUAUCAUCUUUAAAAUCUCAACAGGGAGCCGACAUGAACAUAACGCAGGUUCCCAAAGAAUCCAAUAGGAACUACACACAUAUCCAAUAGUAAAAUGUCAAUAACAUACUGGUACUUCAGACCCAGGGGAUGGCAAAUCUCCAGAAAAAAAAAAUCACUUAAAAUAAGUAAAUACAAUCCAAUACGGACUUGAAUAUGAAGAACAUCAUAACACUUUGACUAAAUGCAGUAGCCCCUAAAAGAGGCAGGUACGCCCAGAAAGGGGGUGAGUCCGCCCCAAUUAAUGGUAGGUUACUACUAAUAAAGCAGGCCGACCCACUGAGGGCAGGGCAUGCAGGGCGAUUUCAGUCUAAUGACGCGCUUGUGGGGAUACCAGGGAACAAAGCCAGGACAGUGGGACAGAAACCGAAGAUCGGGAUGUAUCGCCGAAAUAGGGACUGUUGGGGGCAUGAAAGCUGCAUACAUAUUGCAAUAUGUGAAAUGGAUACUAGUGAAAAAUCAACAAAGUAGAAUUGCAAUAAGGUUAGCCUGGAUGAACUGCAUUUAGUGUGGACUAUGUACAGUCCAUUAAUAAACAGUGUUGUGUCCUCAUUGUCUGUUUGCAGGUUCUCCAACGCUUAAGUUGUAUGGCAACAAAGGGCAGAAUGUUUCUGGUUGCAAACCUGGGAACCAAGAUGUCCUGUAAACCUUUCAAAGCCCAAUGUCCAUCAGAUGGAAGAUUCCAGUUUAACACAAAUGUGGUGUUUAAUGACAAUGGCACACUCAUUGCCACCUAUUUUAAACAAAACUUGUAUUUUGAAUUUGGCUUUGAUACACCUCCCGAGGUCCAGCAUGUGGUUUUUGACACACCAUUUGCCAGCAAAUUUGCCACUUUUACAUGUUUCGAUAUCCUGUUCUUUGAACCUGCGGUGAGCCUGAUCAAGAAGUACAACGUAAAGCACGUUGUGUACCCAGCAGCCUGGAUGAACCAGCUGCCGCUCUUGUCUGCCAUUCAAAUACAGAGAGGCUUUGCAUCUGCUUUUAACAUUAAUUUUAUUGCAGCAAACAUUCACCACACAACACUUGGUAUGACGGGCAGUGGGAUAUUUAGCCCCUCAUACUCCUCCUACCACUACGACAUGACAAAUGAAAAUGGUACGCUUAUUUUGGCAAAGCUGCCAGUGAACCCAUCGGAAGAUGUUAUUGUAGGUUCCAAGGACCAGAUUUGGCCAGAGAACAGUGAGGUGAUAUACAGUAGUAUAUUAACUAAACAUCAAGUUUGUGAAACAGAAGAAACAGAGGAGCCCUGUGGGCGAGACGUUGCCACUGACCAGGUUCCACAUCAUGCGUUCUAUAGUGAGAUGAUGUAUGAUAAUUUCACUUUUGUUCCUCUCUUGCAAAAUGAAGGAAUGCUGGAUGUUUGUGCUGGAACACUCUGCUGCUUUCUGAAAUAUAAGAAAACCAUUUUAUCUGAUGAACUGUAUGCUCUAGGUGUGUUUGAUGGUCUUCAUACGGUGCAUGGCACAUAUUCCCUACAGAUCUGUGCUCUAGUGAAAUGUGGUGGACUGGAGCCCAGUACUUGUGGACACGAGGUAACAAAUGCCGACAGUGUGAUAAAUCUCCAGCUGUGGGGGAAUUUUAGCACGAAGCACAUCUUUCCUCUAUUGCUUACAUCAGGUGUAACCGUACAAUUACCUGACUUCAGCGGCUGGAAAGGCAAUAAGUUCUAUAUGAAUGCUAACGACAUGUCAUCUAGCCUAUUGUCUGCUGCUUUGUAUGGACGGUACUAUGAAAGAGACUAAGAUUUAAUGUGCAUUAACUGUGUACAAACUGUGGAAACCAGUAUUUUGUGGUUUGUAAGAUUUGUGGGCCAGCAUAGUAAAUUAUAUAACUACUCUGAGGAUUAGAAUUACUAUUGAACUGUGCAUCAUAAACAUUUUUUGUGUGUAUUUUUUCUUUCUUUUGUGCACAACUAACCUUUCUGGGCUUGCUCUUUGCCGUUCUUACUCUCCUUAGCUGGCAUUUUGGUUCCACCGAGGAUUUUAUAAAUUUUAAAUUAAAUUGUGCUCACAAUUUAAUAGAACAUGCACACGAUAACAAUAACUUUGUGGGAGUAAUUGAAUAAAUAUAUAUAGCAAGGCUGCAUAGCAAAGCAGCUUGCAAUAUGAAUGGGCCAUUCAAGAACUCUUUGGUGGCCAACCACAAUGACCAAUCAUCCAAUAUUUACAUCUGAUUGUCUGAACCUGGAUAUGGGCUAAUUGGUUUUUGUACUUUUAUAGUAUGGAGCUCUACAUUGUGUGCAUGAUUUAAUAAUUAGUUCCCACCGUAUUAGUAUUUUGUGAACAAGUUCUAUUAAGUCUUGACAUGAUAUACCUAUAUAGUUGGAAUGAUUUACUAAAUCGUGCACACAUAAAAAAAUGUACUAGGUGAUCCCACGGAGCACUAUUCUCAUUGUGAACCAUUUGGUGAAGUUAUGGAAUCUGGAAAGAUCUGAGAGGUGUCACCUGAGACGUGACCUAGGUCACUGGUGACACCCAUAAUGGUCAGGCCCACCUAGAAAUGUAGCAUGUACCUAGAAAAGCCCUUGGUGACAGCAUACAGUGCAGAAAACAGAUGUUGGUGAAACUUUAAUGUGUAGGUUGGACAUAGAUCUCCUGGCCUGCCCUAGUUUUGUGAGAGGUACCAGCCGCCACCUAAUAUUUUUGCUAAUUACACGAGACACAGUAGUACUAGUCUCUACUUUGUCAAAUGCAUAUCUUUUACUUGCAAUGGAAUUUCAAAAAAAUUCUAGCACAGUCUAAAGAGCUUUUCAUAAAGAUUCUGUCUUGAUACUGCUGCCAUACAGGCUUUUUGUUUAAUUUCUCAACUCUACACAAGCUGUUUAAACACUUUUGCAAACUCAUUUAAAAAGCUGUAAUUUACCAGACUAUUUGGUAGGAUUGUGUCAGGUUUUAGAAAAUACUCAUCACAUGUUUGUCAAACAUCACAAGAUACAUAUUUGUCUAUUUAUCUUUGGUAUCUGCAGGUUGAGAUUGUUGUGUAUUAAUAAAGUUUGUUGGAUAAAAAACA